AUGUGUGAUCGUACGACGUCUUUGAGUGAUCCCACAGCGGAUUUUGUUUUAUCAGAUUUAUUAAGUGUUACCGAAGAUCUAAUUGACUUUUCAAUCAAUGUACUUGAUACAAUACGUUUGCAAUCACAUUUUAAUGAUCGAAAUCGACGAAUCAGUCUUGCUAUGCAACUUCAAGAUGCAUUGAAUGCACAAAACUCGGCUAUUGCAAAUUCAACAAAACCAUGUGUAGUACCAACAACAUUAAAAUAUGAUCUUGCUCUUUAUCUCGAUCGUAUUUUACAAGCUUGCCGACGAACAAAAGGUAAUUUAAUGCUCUUACGCGUAUCACGUUUGCGUUCAACAAAUACAACUCUUCUACUUGUUGCUUCAACAAAUGUACGUGUUGGGCAGUUGAACAGAAAAGUUCAAUUGUUAACGCGACUUGUGAAAGAAAAUGGUGGUGAAUUUUAUACGAAAAAAAAGAAAAAGAAAAAUAUUCCAUCGAAAACACAGGUUGAUCAAAAUACUGAAACAAAACCGGAGAAUAAAAAGCCACCUCAGAAAAAGCAACCAUUAAAUUUAAUGUCGAAAGAAGAUCUUAAUGAUUAUGUCGAAAUAUCAUUAAGUUUUCGUAUGGUAUGCAAAUAUCCAUCAAGUCUCUUUCUAAAAUCUUCCUUUAAGAUUAUUACAAAAUUUAAUGAAUUUAUGCAACAUAUUCGUGAUGCUUCUAAAUCAAUGUUAUCUUCAAACGGUCAAGCCACUAUUGCGAAUUCACUUGUUCUCAUACCAAUAGCAGCAAAUGCUCUUAGUGAAUUAAAUAACAUAUUGAAUCGUCUUAUACGUAUUGUUUAUACAGUUGAAAGUGAAUCAAAUUAUUUACGCCAAUCACCAACAGUAUCAACGACACUUGAUAGUAAAGAAUUAUAUCGUCAAGAUACAAAAACAAAUGAACUCGGGUCAUCACGCACUACAAAUUUACGACCAGUCGAAGCAGCAUCUCAAAAAGAAGAAAUUCAACAUACAAUCGGAUCAAAUUUAAAACGGAGUAACAUAUCACUAAUGAAACAAGAUGAAACUCGAUCGAAUAUUCGAAAUCAAUCAGCUAUGUCAUCAGCAUCAAAUCUCGGAACGACAACAUCGAAUUCUUCGUCAUUUAAAUUAACGCCUAAUAUGAUUGCUAAUAUAUUCGAUGACUUUUUCAAUGAAUAA
This is a messenger RNA of Rotaria socialis, 1188 nucleotides long. The record is from the annotation of a GenBank genome assembly. NCBI's taxonomy places the organism in Eukaryota, Metazoa, Rotifera, Eurotatoria, Philodinida, Philodinidae.